This is a messenger RNA of Rhinocladiella mackenziei CBS 650.93, 1182 nucleotides long. RefSeq lists its product as uncharacterized. Gene Ontology annotation, biological process: lipid metabolic process. The record is from RefSeq and is a predicted model, not a curated record. Bases 1 to 1182 code for a protein of 393 amino acids. Lineage: Eukaryota; Fungi; Ascomycota; Eurotiomycetes; Chaetothyriales; Herpotrichiellaceae. The transcript has 4 exons.
AUGGACCCCAAAUGGUUUCCACCUCCAAAUCGGGCUCUCCAAUCCGGAGGAGGAAGCAUCUUGGCUGCCCAUGGCAUUGGCACGGCCGCUUUAUUGCUUCCUCAGGGCCGUUUCCGCCAUGUCAUAGUCGUCCCGCCGCUGGUGUGGAUUGCUUACAAUUUACGGCAGCAUACCACCGGCAAGACAAGUGAGGACUACCUGACCGCCGUCCACGUCUGCAUGGGGUGUCUCAAAUGGAUUGACUUCUCCGUCUUGAGGGUUCCCGAGCAGUCUCUUCGUCGUGUACGAGCCGAUGGAAGUGUAGAAACGGCCGAGGAAAUACAAAAUAUGACAGUCUGGUCGAAACUUCGAUGGCUCUUGGAUCUCCAAUCGACCAUGCGUGGCAUUGGAUGGAAUUGGAGGGUCAAAAAUGUUGAUGAUGUGCCCCCAGAUAUCUCGCGGAGUCGAUUUGUGCUGGAGCAGGUCAUCCGAGCCGGAUACUGCUUCGCGUACAUCGACAUUCAUGAAUGGUAUAUUCGUCGGACACCAUUCGGCGAUGGCAGUAGUGGUCCUCCUGACCUCUUUUCCAUCCCAAUUGGCGAGCAAAUCUUUUGGGCUUGGUUUCGAGCCUGCCACAGUGGAUUCACCCUAGUUUUUGGCUACUACCUUUUGGCGGCUAUCCUCGUUGGCUGUGGUCUGUACCGCCCUCAAUCAUGGCCGCCCAUGUUUGGCUCGUUCAUCAGGAAAGGCUAUACCAUGCGAAACAUUUGGGGCUAUUGCUGGCAUCAAUUCCUCCGCCGAACUUUGGAGACAUACAACUCGUGCCUCAUCACUCUUUUCGGGGUCAAAAGAGGUUCGUUGGCGUCGCGUUAUUUGCAGCUUUACAACGCUUUCUUCAUUUCGGCUCUGAUUCAUCAUGUCGGUGCCCUGAAUAUCCCUUACUCUUCAUCCGUGUGGGAUCAAUUUAUUUUCUUCAUGAUGCAACCCGUGGCAAUCACCAUAGAAGAUUUUGCGAUAUAUCUGGGCAAGAGGGCCGGUUUGAAAGAGAGUUGGAAGACUAGAGCAGUUGGAUAUGCUUGGGUAUGGUGUGUGCUGAGCUAUACUCUUCGAUUUGCGAUCAAGUCGUUUAUGGAUGUUGGAUUGGGCAGUGCCCGACAUCCUUUCGUAGAGAAAUUCAGCAUCAUGGACCGCGUUUUUGGAUAG